CCGGGGAAAACCCUAGCCCGCGAGCGCUUCACCAUAAAACCACACCGUUCUCCCCCACGCCGCCGCCACUUGCCGCAGCUUCUCGCCCGGGUAGGGAGCCACGCCGCCCAAGCCCUAGCUCUCCCUUCCGCCGCCAAAAUGGUGAACGUUCCUAAGACCAAGAAGACCUACUGCAAGAACAAGGAGUGCAAGAAGCACACGCUUCACAAGGUCACUCAGUACAAGAAGGGUAAGGACAGCCUGUCUGCCCAAGGAAAGCGCCGUUAUGACCGCAAGCAGUCAGGAUAUGGUGGUCAGACCAAGCCCGUCUUCCACAAGAAGGCCAAGACCACCAAGAAGAUUGUGCUGAAGCUACAGUGCCAAAGCUGCAAGCACUACUCCCAGCACGCAAUCAAGAGGUGCAAGCAUUUUGAGAUUGGUGGAGACAAGAAGGGCAAGGGAACAUCUCUUUUCUAAGUUGUCAGAUGCUGAAAUUGUGGGGUCUACAGUUCUUAAAACCUGUGGUCGAAAUUCGAUGUUACUAGGAGUUUUAUUAAAGACCGUGCUAUGUAUUCAAAUUCCAAUGUCUGACAUUUACUUGGGUACUGGUCAACUUUUGGCUAAAUGAAGUUUUGUAGCUUGAAUCCUUGAUCAAUAUUAUGCUUGUUCGAUU
Phragmites australis (common reed) is the source of this 652-nucleotide messenger RNA. Its product is annotated as large ribosomal subunit protein eL42z/eL42y. Bases 139 to 456 code for a protein of 105 amino acids. NCBI's taxonomy places the organism in Eukaryota, Viridiplantae, Streptophyta, Magnoliopsida, Poales, Poaceae. The transcript has 4 exons. The record is from RefSeq and is a predicted model, not a curated record. Gene Ontology annotation, molecular function: structural constituent of ribosome. Gene Ontology annotation, biological process: translation. Gene Ontology annotation, cellular component: ribosome; cytosolic large ribosomal subunit.